CUUCAUUUUGAAGCUCUUUCUCAUAGUUUUCAUGCAUAUUCACUGAGCCAUAGAAUCCUUUUCUUGAGCUGUUUCCCUUUCUUCCUGUGCCACAAACAUGAAAGGCAUAGACUUCUCCUGUGCAUCUCCAGCUUCCACAGCCAUAUGUUCAAGCCUGGAUCAGGCUGCUAUGGUCCGACAUGGCACUAGGCCGGUCAGCCGCCACGGCCACCAUCUUGAUGGCUGGAGAAAAGGCUUAAAUCAUGCCCCUUGCACAUCUCAGCUACCCUUUGAUCCCAAGCCUUACUAUCAGAAAAACCGAAGAAGUUCUGCUAAGCAGGGUGAGCCGAGGAGGAAUAGCUCAGCUGAUGUGAGUAACCUGGCCAGUCCUCCUGGUUCUUCUAGGUAUCUCCUAAGUGACAGUCCGUUCUUGGACUUGUUAUCCGAUUCAGAUCAUUCGAAAGCAUUGGUUCCUAGCCAGUGCUCGACAAGGCCAAGGCAUAUGAGUUCGAACCAUUCUCCAUGUUUCAAGUCUUCAUCAACCAAUUCCCGCCAUUCAGAUCACGACAAAGCAUUGGUUAUUCCUAGCCACAGGCAGCUGCACUCUAAUGAUUCUCCAUCUUUAACAUCUUCAACUCCUCGCCAGAGGCAACUGCAUUCCAUUGAUUCUCCAUCUUUAAAAUCUUCAACUCCUCGCCAGAGGCAACUGCGGUCUAUUGAGUCUCCAUCAUUAAAAUCUUCAACAACUCAUCCUCGCCCCCACGAUCAGGUUGUGGAAUUAAGGGUAUCAAUCCAUUGCAAGGGCUGUGAAGGAAAAGUCAGAAAACACAUCUCUAGAAUGGAAGGUGUGACAUCUUUUAGCAUAGAUUUGGCCUCAAAGAAGGUGACUAUCAUCGGGAACGUGACACCGUUGGGAGUACUCACAAGCAUUUCGAAGGUGAAGUACGCGCAGUUUUGGCCAUCUCCAACUUCAUCAUCUUUGCUCUCACCAUGACCAAAGGUUGGCCUUGGCUACUAAUCAAAAACUCUCGACAAUGGAUUCUAAACAGUGUAAUAAAUCCACUAGCUUGAAGUCUGUAAGGGUUUGUGUUUGAGACUUCGGGGAAUUUAAAUAAUUUACUUGCUAAUUGUGUGUGUUAUUUGAUGUAAAUUCGAAGCCUAUAAUGGGAUAAGAAGCACAUCUUCAGGUUGUUCUAAAAAAUGAGAAGUGGUGAAAGAUGAUGUUUGGUUCUCUUCUGCCCUCUGCUCAAUCAUUCCUUGGAAGAAACAACUGUGCCCUUUUUUCUAAUAUUCCCUUUUCCUUUGUUUAAAUUUUGAAAACCUGCUCAGGCUGGCAAAGUUUGUCUCUGGACAUGUAUUCUAGUUUACUAAGCUGGCAAGUUCUGUCUCUGAACAUGUAUUCUAGUUUACUAACUCCCAAAAAUACAUUCACAGACUGCUUCAUUGCGUAAGCUUGAUGCUUUUUUACUUACUGAAAAUCGAGAUUC
This is a messenger RNA of Diospyros lotus (date-plum), 1466 nucleotides long. Its product is annotated as protein SODIUM POTASSIUM ROOT DEFECTIVE 1-like. The record is from RefSeq and is a predicted model, not a curated record. Lineage: Eukaryota; Viridiplantae; Streptophyta; Magnoliopsida; Ericales; Ebenaceae. The transcript has 3 exons. The coding region runs from base 98 to 973 and encodes 291 amino acids. Gene Ontology annotation, molecular function: metal ion binding.